Molecule: messenger RNA, 2790 nt
Organism: Sarcophilus harrisii (Tasmanian devil)
Lineage: Eukaryota; Metazoa; Chordata; Mammalia; Dasyuromorphia; Dasyuridae
Product: allantoinase, mitochondrial-like
Exons: 12
Coding region: 100-1491 (463 amino acids)
Biological process (GO): purine nucleobase catabolic process; allantoin catabolic process
Cellular component (GO): cytoplasm
Molecular function (GO): allantoinase activity; zinc ion binding; cobalt ion binding
Source: RefSeq, a predicted model, not a curated record
AGGAAGAGAAAAGGAGGGAAGAAGGGAAGCGGAGACGGUGAGAGCUGGACCUUGCAGACCCUCGAGCAGCAGCCAGUGUGCUCAGAGGAACCAGCUGGGAUGGAGGUGGGCUCACAGGUCACAGUUGUCAGAAGCAAUCGGAUGGUGAUAAAUGACGCCGUCAUCCCAGCCGAAAUCGUCAUCGUGGGGGGCCGGAUCGCCCAGAUCCUGCCCAUUGGAAGCCGAGUCCAGAGCCAGGGGGAAAAGGUGCUCGAUGCUGGUAACCUGGUGGUCAUGCCGGGCAUCGUAGACUCUCAUGUGCACAUCAACGAGCCGGGACGCACGGCCUGGGAGGGAUUCCACUCGGCGACCAGGGCCGCCGCUGCCGGGGGCAUCACCACCCUGGUAGACAUGCCGCUGAACUGCCAGCCCCCGACCACCACCUUGGACAAUUUCCACAGCAAGCUCAGGGCGGCCAGGAGGCAGUGCUACGUGGACGUGGCCUUCUGGGGCGGGCUGGUCCCUGGGAACGCUAAUGACCUGAGACCCAUGAUGGAGGCCGGCGUGCCAGGCUUCAAAUGCUUCCUGAUUGACAGCGGGGUGAAAGAAUUCCCCCAUGUCGGCGUCCAGGAUCUGCACGUGGCCAUGAAGGAGCUGCAGGGAACAGACUGUGUGCUUCUGUUCCACGCAGAGGAAGAGCUGGACGUGGGGAAACCUGUCGGCGGAGAACCCUCGGAGUACAGCACGUUCUUAGCAUCCCGCCCGGACGCCAUGGAGGUCAAGGCCAUCCGGACCAUCUGUGAGCUGUGUCUCCAGUAUAAGGUGAGGUGCCAUAUUGUUCACCUGUCAAGUGCCCAAGCCCUGCCAAUCAUCCAGGCGGCGAGGAGGGAGGGGGCACCGCUCACCGUGGAGACCACCCAUCACUAUCUCUCCCUGGAGGCUUCGGAGGUGCCCCCUGGAAGCACCCAGUACAAGUGCUGUCCCCCAAUCAGGAGCAAGAAGAAUCAGGAUCAGCUGUGGGUGGCCCUCCAGAAGGGGGACAUUGACCUGGUGGUCUCGGACCACUCGCCCUGCACGGCAGACCUGAAGCACUUGGACAGCGGCAACUUCCUGCAGGCCUGGGGGGGCAUUUCCUCCUUGCAGUUCGGACUCCCCCUUUUCUGGACCUCGGCCAGACUCAGAGGGUUCGCCCUUCCUGACGUGGUCAGGUUUAUGUGCACGAAUCCAGCCAAACUCAGCGGGCUGGAGACACACAAGGGGUCCCUGCGCCCGGGCCACGAUGCUGACCUGGUGAUCUGGGAUCCAGACAAGGAGCUGGAGGUCAAUGAAAGGAUGAUUCAGCACAAAAACAAGCUGACGCCCUACCUGGGCUUUCGCCUUCUUGGAGAGGUUUUCGCCACCGUGGUCCGCGGCAACCUGGUUUACCUGAAUGGGGAGUUCUCGCCGACGCCACUUGGGAAUCUGCUUCUGGUGGGAAAUGAUAAACUCCGGGGGAGAGACAGCAUCUGCUAGCUGCUGCCAGGGCUCAGCACAGGCGCCUCCUCCUCCAGGAAGCCCUGCUGGUGCCUCCGGCCUCACUCCCUUCGCAAAUGUAACUUUGUACUUGGUAUAUUGUGAGUCAAGUUUCCUGUGUACGUGAUCUUCCUCAGGCCUCACGCCUUGGGAGAAGAAGCUCCCUGAGAGCAAACGCUCGCUCUAUUCUUUGUGUCAUCCACGCCUGGUAUACUGUGGCGAUUAAUAAAUGCUCGCUGGGUUGCUUUGGACUGAAUUCAUAGAGAAUAGAGCAGCCACUUGGCCGUGACUCAACCUCCUGACACUCUAGACAUGCUGGCCAGAAGGGAAAGGGGGAGAGGGGACGGUGUGAUCAUUGGGACAGAUUCGAAAACUCCCCCAAGGCGGGCCACAGGCUGAGGGCCAGGUGGGACGUGCUACUUGGGGUCUCCAGGCAGGCUCAGAGAUGAUGAGAGUCACCACCAAGGGGACACUCCCAAGGCCUGGGGCCCGGGACGUCGAGAAAGUUCCCUCUGCCCCCAAGUGCCGCCCGCAGUCCCACAGCUCAAGAGAUUCCACUAGCUUUGUCUCAUGUUAAAAGAGAAAAUUCCCCCAGAAUGGGGACACCUGGAGCAUGUGCAGAAGCAGCAAAGUACCAGGGGGUGAAGGUUAGAUUGGGGUUAGAGGUUCUGGGAGUGAAACUCAGCUCGGUCACAUUUCCAGGGGACCUUCCCCCAUUGGGGCCUCAGUUUCCUCAUGUGUGAUGUGAGGAGCUUGGACCAGACGGCAUCUCAGGGCCUUUGCAGAAAGCUGUGGCUGAUUCUUCAUUUACACUUUGGGUGACUGAGCUCAGGGGCUUUUGAUUAUAGGAGAGAACAGCAGGAAGGCCCCGGGGCCUUCAGGGAGGUGGUUAAGCCGGGGCACCCCCCUCUAGGGAGAGGAUUCGGCCACUGGCCAUUGCGCCCCCGCCAAGUCCUGCAGGUGCGCUGUGACACUGAGCCCCGAGCCGCUCACAUUUCCAAGCACAGAGGGCACUGAGAGGCAGGGCGGGCAGAGGCUGGGGAUUGGCCUCCAGACCAUCCUCCCCCGGGGCUGCUGGGCGACCCUGGGCAAAGCUCAGGACCCUAGGGACCUUCUGCACGAACUGCAGAAACCUUGCCCUGCAUGGGCGGUGGGAGACUUGCUCUCCCAGAGUUCCCUGUGCCAGGGAGAGCCCAGCAUUCAGGAAAUGGGACGGGCCCAGGGGCACUGAGUCCCCGCGGAUGGAGGGAUGCCAGCAGAGGUAAGUGAUGGUCGGCUACCGUCAGCAUGCUUUGGGCU